Messenger RNA from Drosophila simulans, 4081 nucleotides. RefSeq names its product structural maintenance of chromosomes protein 3 (gene SMC3). Bases 138 to 3740 code for a protein of 1200 amino acids. Gene Ontology annotation, molecular function: cohesin loader activity; ATP binding; protein binding. Gene Ontology annotation, biological process: mitotic sister chromatid cohesion. The record is from RefSeq and is a predicted model, not a curated record. The transcript has 5 exons. NCBI's taxonomy places the organism in Eukaryota, Metazoa, Arthropoda, Insecta, Diptera, Drosophilidae. Gene Ontology annotation, cellular component: chromosome.
AGCGAGUGCUGUUCAAAGUUGGGACAUCGAUAGUGAAACGCAAACAUCGAUAAGUCGCUGCCUGAGUCGAUAUUAUUUAUGUAUUUGUUGUAAAACAAAAAGAGCGCGAUUUUGUGCAAAAAAUCGCAUAUAAUAAGAUGCACAUCAAGCAGAUUAUUAUACAAGGCUUCAAGAGUUACAAGGACCAGACGGUGGUGGAACCAUUCGACAAGCGCCAUAACGUUGUUGUUGGACGUAAUGGCUCCGGGAAGAGCAACUUCUUCUACGCGAUCCAGUUUGUGCUAAGCGAUGAGUUCACCCACUUGCGGCCGGAGCAGCGCCAGUCGCUUCUGCACGAGGGAACAGGUGCCCGCGUCAUCUCCGCCUAUGUGGAGAUCAUCUUCGACAACUCGGACAACCGAGUUCCAAUCGACAAAGAAGAGAUCUUUCUGCGGCGCGUGAUUGGCGCCAAGAAGGACCAGUACUUCCUCAACAAGAAGGUGGUGCCGCGCAAUGAGGUGGUCAAUCUGCUGGAAUCGGCUGGUUUUUCCAGUUCAAAUCCCUACUACAUUGUUAAGCAGGGCAAAAUCAAUCAGAUGGCAACUGCCGCCGAUUCCUAUCGUCUCAAGCUGCUCCGCGAGGUCGCGGGAACGCGUGUUUACGACGAACGGAAGGAGGAGUCGUUGAAUCUAUUGCGCGAGACGGACAGCAAGGUGGAGAAAAUCAGUGAGUACCUAAAGACCAUCGAGGACCGGCUCCAGACGCUCGAAGAGGAGAAGGAAGAGCUAAAGGAGUACCAGAAGUGGGACAAGACGCGCCGCACGCUAGAGUACAUACGCUACGAAACCGAGCUGAAGGACACCAAGAAGGCUCUCGACGAGCUCCAGCUGCAGCGCAAGUCGUCCUCGGACAAAAAGAAGAUCUACAACAUUGAGAUUCAGAAGGCACAAGAGAAGAUCAAGGAUGUGCAAAAGAACCUUAAAGAGGCAAAGAAGAAAGUGCAGAGCACCAAGGAGGAGCGCUCCGUACUGAUGACGGAGCAGCAGCAGUUACUGCGCGAGAAAACGAAACUGGACCUAACCAUUGUCGAUCUAAAUGACGAGGUUCAGGGCGACAACAAGUCCAAGGAGCGGGCUGACCAGGAGCUUAAGAACCUCAAGGUAACGAUAGCGGAGCGCGAAAAGGAACUGGACGACGUAAAGCCCAAAUACGAGGCGAUGAAGCGCAAGGAGGAGGACUGCUCCAGAGAGCUGCAGCUCAAGGAACAGAAGCGCAAGGAGCUUUACGCCAAGCAGGGUCGCGGUUCGCAGUUCUCCUCUAGGGAGGAUCGCGACAAGUGGAUCACCAACGAGCUGAAGUCCAUUAGCAAGCAGACGCGCGAUAAGAUCGCUCACCACGCAAAACUCGUGGAGGAUCUGAAGAAGGACGCUACCUCCGAAAAGGAUCUGGGUCAAAAGAUCGAGGAGCACUCAUCGGAGCUGGAGCAGCUCCGACUGCAGAUCGACGAGCACAACAAGAAGUACUACGAGCUAAAGAAGACCAAGGACCAGCAUCAGUCCAUGCGAAACGAGUUGUGGCGCAAGGAGACACAGAUGACGCAGCAGCUGCAGACGCACAAAGAGGAGCUAUCGCGGGCCGACCAGGCGCUGCGCAGCAUGGCCGGCAAGCCGAUCCUGAAUGGCUGCGAUUCUGUGCGCAAGGUUCUCGACAGCUUUGUGGAACGUGGCGGCCAAUCGGCGGAGAUUGCCCGUGCCUACUAUGGUCCCGUCAUAGAGAACUUCAGCUGCGACAAGACCAUCUACACGGCGGUGGAGGUAACAGCCGCCAAUCGGUUAUUCCAUCACAUUGUGGAAUCAGAAUACGAAGGCACGCAAAUCCUCAAGGAGAUGAAUAAGCUGAAGUUACCGGGCGAGGUGACCUUUAUGCCCCUGAACCGCCUUCAGGUUAAAAUACACGAUUAUCCGGAUGAUCCCGACUCCAUACCAAUGAUCUCCAAACUGAAGUACGAUGAACAGCACGACAAGGCGCUGAGGUAUAUCUUUGGAAAAACGCUCAUCUGCAGAAAUCUGGAGCGCGCCACCGAGCUGGCCAAGAGCACUGGCCUGGAUUGCGUUACGCUGGACGGAGAUCAGGUGUCCUCCAAGGGAUCCCUCACUGGUGGCUAUUUCAAUACAUCCCGUUCCCGUCUGGAGAUGCAAAAGAAGCGCACGGAAUACACCAGCCAGAUAGCUGAAUUCGAAAAGAAACUCAGCAAGCUGAGAAACGAGCUCAAGUCCACCGAGAACAACAUCAACUCAAUCGUAUCCGAGAUGCAGAAAACGGAAACGAAGCAGGGCAAGUCGAAGGAUGUGUUCGAAAAGGUGCAGGGCGAGAUUCGUCUGAUGAAGGAGGAGCUGGUGCGCAUCGAGCAGUAUCGUGCGCCCAAGGAGCGCUCACUGGCCCAGUGCAAGGCCUCAUUGGAGUCCAUGACCAGUACGAAGUCUAGUUUGGAGGCGGAGCUGAAGCAGGAGCUGAUGUCCACGUUGUCGUCGCAGGAUCAGCGCGAGAUUGACCAGCUGAACGACGACAUUCGUCGACUGAACCAGGAGAACAAGGAAGCGUUUACGCAGCGUAUGCAGUUCGAGGUGCGCAAGAACAAGUUGGACAACCUGCUGAUCAACAAUCUGUUCCGGCGUCGCGACGAACUGAUCCAGGCGCUGCAGGAGAUUUCCGUGGAGGACCGCAAGCGAAAGCUUAACAAUUGCAAAACGGAACUGGUUUCCGCCGAAAAGAGAAUCAAGAAGGUCAACUCCGAUCUGGAGGAGAUCGAAAAGCGGGUAACGGAGGCCGUGCAGCUGCAAAAGGAACUGCAGCAGGAGCUCGAAACGCAUGUGCGCAAGGAGAAGGAGGCCGAGGAGAAUCUUAACAAGGAUUCCAAGCAGCUGGAGAAAUGGUCGACCAAGGAGAACAUGCUCAACGAGAAAAUCGACGAGUGUACGGAAAAGAUUGCCAGCUUGGGCGCCGUGCCGCUAGUUGAUCCUGCCUACACGCGCAUGUCCCUGAAGAACAUCUUCAAGGAGCUGGAGAAGGCAAACCAGCACCUGAAGAAGUAUAACCAUGUGAACAAAAAAGCCCUGGAUCAGUUCUUGAGCUUCUCCGAGCAGAAGGAGAAGCUCUAUCGCCGCAAAGAGGAGCUCGACAUCGGUGACCAGAAGAUCCACAUGCUCAUUCAGUCAUUGGAGAUGCAAAAGGUGGAGGCCAUUCAAUUUACGUUCCGACAAGUGGCGCAAAACUUCACCAAGGUGUUUAAGAAGCUGGUGCCCAUGGGCGCGGGCUUUCUCAUCCUGAAGACCAAGGACAACGAUGGCGACGAGAUGGAAAAGGAGGUGGAAAACUCCGAUGCUUUCACAGGAAUCGGCAUUCGGGUUUCGUUCACCGGCGUUGAGGCUGAGAUGCGUGAGAUGAACCAGUUGUCCGGUGGACAGAAGUCGCUUGUCGCCCUGGCCCUCAUUUUCUCCAUCCAAAAGUGCGAUCCAGCUCCCUUCUACCUAUUCGACGAGAUAGAUCAGGCCCUGGAUGCAAUGCAUCGAAAGGCGGUGGCGAACAUGAUCCACGAGCUCAGCGACACUGCCCAGUUCAUUACGACAACGUUCCGGCCGGAAUUGCUGGAGAACGCGCACAAGUUCUACGGCGUGCGAUUCCGAAAUAAGGUCAGCCACAUUGAUUGUGUGACCAGGGAGGAGGCCAAGGACUUCGUCGAGGACGACAGCACCCACGCCUAGGAAAUUGCCCCGCCCAAAACCUCAUCCCUCAACCCACCACAACCAUCUCUCGCCCCAAUUAUUAGUUUCGUAGGCCUACGAUUUGUUUUCACAUUCUUUUGAAUCGUAUACAUAUAUAUAGUUUUUUUUCUAACGAUACUUGCUACAUUUAAUUUUCCUUAACAAUGAGAGUUCGUUUUCGGCCAGGCCGUGCACGUUGCGUGAAACACAUCGAGCCGGCGAACAAAACCGAGCGUAGAGCAACUCCAAACCCAGAUCAAUAUGUAAUAAAGCGCAUAGAGAAGUAAUUUAAACUAUAUUUAAAACGAAAAUAUGUAUUAAAAAACUUAUGCAAAAGGAAA